This is a messenger RNA of Prunus armeniaca (apricot), 1404 nucleotides long. The record is from the annotation of a GenBank genome assembly. Lineage: Eukaryota; Viridiplantae; Streptophyta; Magnoliopsida; Rosales; Rosaceae.
AUGGAUUCAGAUCAAGGCAAGCUUUUUAUUGGUGGGAUUUCAUGGGAAACCUCGGAGGAUAAGCUGAAGGAGUACUUCAGCAACUACGGCGACGUUUUGCAAACAGUGGUUAUGAGGGACAAAGUCACGGGACGCCCUAGAGGUUUUGGGUUUGUGGUUUUUGUAGAUCCUGCUGUUCUUGAUAGGGUUCUUCAGGAUAAGCACACCAUCGAUGGUAGAACGGUUGAGGCUAAGAGGGCCCUAUCAAGAGAGGAGCAGCAAACCACUGGCAGAGUUGGAAAUGCUAACCCUACUAGAAGUGCUGGAAAUGGUGGAAAUAUUAGGACCAAGAAGAUAUUUGUUGGAGGGUUGCCUCCCACUCUUAGCGAAGAAGGAUUCCGUGAGUAUUUUGAAACUUAUGGCCAUGUAACUGAUGUAGUAGUAAUGUAUGACCAAAGUACCGGACGUCCUCGUGGAUUUGGAUUUAUUUCAUUUGAUACUGAAGAAGCAGUUGAUAGGGUUUUGCACAAAACAUUUCAUGAUUUAAAUGGUAAGCAAGUGGAAGUUAAGCGGGCUCUUCCCAAAGAUGCCAAUCCUGGUGGGGGUGGCCGUAGCAUGGGGGGUGGUCAAGGUGGCGGUGGUGCAGCUGGUGGCGGUUAUCAAGGAUAUGGCGCAUCUGGUGGCAACCCAAAUGCAUAUGAUGGUAGAAUGGACUCCAACAGGUACAUGCAAUCUCAGAGUACUGGAGGUGGUUUUCCACCUUAUGGUUCUUCUGGGUAUAGUGCACCCAGUUAUGGCUAUGGUCCUACCAGUAAUGGAAUUGGUUAUGGCGGUUAUGGAAGUUACGGUAGUACUAAUACUGGCUAUGGAGGUCCAGCAGCUGCUGCCUACGGAAACCCUAAUGCCCCAAAUGCUGGCUAUGCUAGUGGUCCGCCAGGUGCCCCUAGAAGUUCAUGGAGUUCUCAAGCCCCCUCUGGAUAUGGUGCUAUGGGAUACGGGAAUACUGCUCCUUGGGGUGUUUCAGGUGGCAGUGCAGGUGCAGGCAGUGGCGGCCCUGGUUCUGCACCUGCUGGUCAAUCACCUAGUGCAGCGGCUGGGUAUGGAGCUCAAGGUUAUGGUUAUGGUGGGUACAGUGGAAGUGAUGCGUCCUAUGCAAAUCCGUCUGGUUAUGGUGCUGUUGGAGGGCGUUCAGGGAGUGUCCCAAACAACAAUGUUGGUGGCGCAGGUGGGGAGCAAGGUAGUGGUGGUGGCUAUGUUGGGAGUGGCUAUGGCGAUUCAAAUGGAAAUACAGGUUAUGGAAAUGCUGGUUGGAGAUCUGAUCCAUCCCAGGCUUCAGGAAACUAUGGUGGUCAGGCAAAUGGUGGACAAGUUGGUUAUGGUGGUGGGUAUGGCAGUGCUCAGGCACGACAAUCCCAACAGCAGUAA